Acanthosepion pharaonis is the source of this 1119-nucleotide messenger RNA. NCBI's taxonomy places the organism in Eukaryota, Metazoa, Mollusca, Cephalopoda, Sepiida, Sepiidae. The record is from the annotation of a GenBank genome assembly.
AUGAUUACCUGCAAAAAAAUAUUUUUUACAGAGGGCGGGGGGCAACGUGCCAUCCAGAAAGGUCUCGAACAUUGGUCAAAAGUGACGCAACUAACUUUUAAAAAAGUGUCCGGAAGAGCCGACAUUCUCGUCAGUUUUGCACGAAAUCGCCAUGGAGACAACAGCCCCUUUGAUGGACCAAGUGGUGUUCUUGCUCAUGCUUUCUUUCCCGGACGACAGGAAAUCAACGGUGAUACACACUUUGAUGAUGCCGAAUUAUGGACGCAAGGCACUGAUGAAGGAACUAACUUGGAAAUUGUAGCUGCCCAUGAAUUUGGGCACGCCCUGGGCCUUGGGCACUCAAUGGUCUCUGACUCAUUGAUGGCACCCUACUAUCGAGGCUACACCCCGAAUUUCGAACUUCAUCCGGACGACAUUGCAGGAAUCCAGAAACUUUAUGGCGUAAGACAAACGACUGUUCCUUCUACGACAGUCACUGAGCCAAUUACAACCGAAGUACCAACAACUACAGAACCAACUACAACUGAAAUACCGACAACCACAGAACUAAGCACAACUAUGCAAACUAUGACCGAAGAAGUUACAACCCAAGAACCAACAACAAGCAAACAACACCAAAUUAAUCUUUGUAACAGGCCACCAAACUCGAAGAUUCAAGCAGCAUUUACAGACCACAAAGGCGUUAUGUAUAUCUUCCUAAGUACAGGUCACGUGGUCAGCAACGUCACAGGAAUCCACAAAAUAGAGGAUUUCUUCCCAAAAGGGCCAAAAUAUGUCGACGCCGCCGCUUACUCUGAUGAACACGAAAUGCUUUUCCUAUUUCGAGGAAAUUAUAUGUGGAUGUACAGAGUGGAUGCAUCUGGAAACACGUUUUAUCCAGCGGAGAUGUUCAUGAAAAAGUUGGAGAUUGAAGUGGAUGCAGCUACAGUCAUUCUUGAUAAUUACGGCUGGGAACGGAUCUUUUUAUUUAAGGGUCAGUAUAUGUACGAAUAUCAUCCGUACUUCAUGAAUCUCUUCGGGCGUCUGCAGAUCGAACAAAUGUGGUACGGUGUCCCCAACACUUACGAUGCCAUACUUACGAACGAAAAAGAAAUAGAGUUUCUUCAUGAUGACAGGUAA